AUGCAGAGAACUUAUUUUCUCUUCGCAGGAGCCUUGGUACUGUUGCACUUUAUAACAACUAGCUCAGCUGGCGCAAGUAUUGCCAACAACCGAAACAACACAAUCGAUCUGAAUGCACUUCUAGCCUUCAAAUCCACAAUUUUCGAUCCCCAAAGGAUCAUCCCAACCAACUGGUCCACUUCUUCCUCUGUUUGCAACUGGAUUGGAAUCACUUGUAACACUCGCCAUCAAAGAGUCGCAGCCAUCAACCUUUCUUACAUGGGAAUUGCGGGAACCAUACCUCCACAAUUGGGAAAUCUUUCUUUCCUAGUCUGGCUAAGUGUUAGAAAUAACAGCUUUCAUGGACAUCUUCCAACCGAGCUAUCUCGUCUGCGCCGAUUGAAGUACAUCAACUUGGAAGGUAAUGCCUUUGAGGGAGAACUUCCGUCAUGGUUGGGAUGUUUGAGUGCACUCUGGUACAUCAACUUCGAAUACAACAGAUUUUCCGGUUCAUUAUCAGGCAGGCUCUCUAAUUUCACAAAGUUAGAGACCAUCAGGUUGGGUAUUAACUUCUUUACGGGAAGUCUUUCAGAAGAAUUCAGCGCUCUACCGAAAUUCAGAGUUUUGGAAAUUGAAUAUACCCAACUUGCAGGCCCUCUGCCACAGGCUCUGUUUAACCUCUCCUCAUUGCAAAAGAUUGGUUUUACGAGUAAUAGCUUAUCGGGUUACCUUCCAGCACGUAUCUGCGAUUAUCUCCCACAACUCCAAGAGCUUUACUUAUCACGGAAUUACUUUGAAGGUGAAAUUCCAUCAGGCAUUGGAGAAUGCUCAGGACUCCAAUUUUUAUCCUUGUCUUACAACAAAUUCCGAGGAUAUAUACCAAAUGGAGUUUGGAAUCUAACCACGCUUACAGCAAUAGAUUUGGGUGAGAAUGACCUGACAGGUGAAAUUCCAAAAGUCAUUGACAAUCUCUAUAAUUUGGAGCUACUAGGCAUAAGGAGUGCUAAUGUGACAGGUAUAACAUAA
Coffea arabica (coffee) is the source of this 1005-nucleotide messenger RNA. The record is from RefSeq and is a predicted model, not a curated record. Lineage: Eukaryota; Viridiplantae; Streptophyta; Magnoliopsida; Gentianales; Rubiaceae.